Peronospora farinosa is the source of this 1266-nucleotide messenger RNA. The record is from the annotation of a GenBank genome assembly. NCBI's taxonomy places the organism in Eukaryota, Oomycota, Peronosporomycetes, Peronosporales, Peronosporaceae.
AUGGCAUCCCCGCUUAAACAGAUCACUCCAUCCGACGUGGCCAGUUUUGCAUACGAUCCUGUAGACCCCUUGGCGCUCGAAGACGCCAAGCUCAUUGUCAAUGACGUGCGUGUCAAAGGGAUCACAGGGCUCAUGGAACACGCUGUGAGAUUAGGUGACGUGCCUCAUGAAAAUGUUCCACUUCUUGUGAGCCAAUUGGAACUACAAAAAGCAUUUGAGACGUUACCUAAGGCCCAGCAACAAGUGUUACACCGAACGGCCGGGCGUAUCAAACUGUUCGCGGAGACUCAACGGGCUUCUAUUAAAAACAUUGAGCAGAAAAUCGAUGGCGGAGUAGCGGGUCAAGACGUUUCACCCAUGGCUACAGCUGGGUGUUAUGCACCGGGUGGGCGAUACCCUCUGCCAUCCUCUGUGUUAAUGACAGCUGUAACGGCUCGCGUAGCUGGUGUAAAGACAGUCGUUGUCUCGUCUCCUCGUCCAGCACCAGCGACACUUGCUGCAGCGUAUGUAGCUGGUGCUGAUUAUUUUCUCGCGGCAGGAGGAGCCCAAUCAAUUGCUGCAAUGGCAUACGGUAUUGGAGGUAUUCCCGUCUGUGACAUUAUUGUAGGUCCUGGUAACAAAUGGGUGACAGCAGCCAAAUCGCUUGUUUAUGGCAAAUGUGCCAUUGACAUGUUGGCUGGCCCGUCUGAGUGUCUCGUGAUUGCAGACGAGACAGCCGAUCCUUCAAUUAUUGCGUCCGACUUGUUGGCCCAAGCAGAACAUGAUACAGCAGCUGUACCAAUUCUUGUAACUACGAGUCAAAAGCUCAUUGAUACCGUAAAUGAAGAGCUUACAAAGCAAUUGGAGACAUUGCCAUCGGCUCCAACAGCUAGUAUCAGUGUGAAGAAUGGCUUUGCAGUGCUAUGUCCUGACAUGGCUACAUGUGUCAACAUGUCUGACGUGUUGGCUCCAGAGCAUUUAGAAAUCAUUACGAGCAAUGCACGUGAAGUUGCAGACAAAGUUACAAACUAUGGCGGACUUUUCAUUGGCGGACGUGCUGCUGAAGUCUUUGGUGACUAUGGUGCUGGUCCGAACCAUGUGCUUCCGACUGGCGGCACUGCGAAAUACACGGGUGGACUCUCGGUGCACACGUUUUUACGUAUACGCACGUGGAUGCGCAUUGACGACGCUGAGGAAUCGCAGGCACUUGUAAAGGACUCGGCACUGCUGGCUCGCAUGGAGGGCCUCGAAGGCCACGCACGCGCGGCUGAGAAACGUUUGCUGUAG